AUGACUACGUGCCGUCUGCUGUGCGCCCUGUUGGUGCUCGCCCUGUGCUGCUGCUUAUCCGUGUGCGUGACAGCGAAUGCUAAUUCUUCCAGUAACACAACUACAACCACGACAACGACAAAGGCGCCAACGACGACCACAACCACGACAACAAAGGCGCCAACGACGACCACAACCACGACAACAAAGGCACCAACUACGACUACAACCACGACAACAAAGGCACCAAAUACGACCACAACCACGACAACAAAGGCGCCAACGACGACUACAACCACGACGACAGAGGCGCCAACUAUUACGACGACAGAGGCGCCAACCACGAAGACCACCCACGCACCGUCACGUAUUCGCAAAAUUGACGGCAGCUUCGGCAACGCUGCGUGGGUGUGUGCUCCGCUUGUGCUUGCCGUAUCCGCGCUGGCGUACACCACUCUGGGCUGA
Molecule: messenger RNA, 444 nt
Organism: Trypanosoma cruzi
Lineage: Eukaryota; Euglenozoa; Kinetoplastea; Trypanosomatida; Trypanosomatidae
Product: mucin TcMUCI, putative
Exons: 1
Coding region: 1-444 (147 amino acids)
Source: RefSeq, a predicted model, not a curated record